Molecule: messenger RNA, 3683 nt
Organism: Hipposideros armiger (great roundleaf bat)
Lineage: Eukaryota; Metazoa; Chordata; Mammalia; Chiroptera; Hipposideridae
Gene: HMX3
Product: H6 family homeobox 3
Exons: 2
Coding region: 1-1053 (350 amino acids)
Biological process (GO): regulation of transcription by RNA polymerase II
Cellular component (GO): nucleus
Molecular function (GO): RNA polymerase II transcription regulatory region sequence-specific DNA binding; DNA-binding transcription factor activity, RNA polymerase II-specific
Source: RefSeq, a predicted model, not a curated record
AUGCCGGAGCCCGGGCCGGACGCCCCCGGCACUGCUAGCGCGCAGCCACCUCCCGCGCCCAAGGAGUCCCCGUUCUCCAUCAAGAACCUGCUCAACGGAGAUCACCACCGGCCUCCCCCUAAGCCGCAGCCGCCCCCACGGACGCUCUUCGCUCCGGCCUCAGCCGCCGCCGCCGCCGCCGCCGCUGCCGCGGCGGCCAAGGGGGCCCUGGAGGGCGCCGCGGGCUUCGCGCUCUCGCAGGUGGGCGACCUGGCUUUCCCCCGCUUUGAGAUCCCGGCACAGAGGUUUGCCCUGCCCGCGCACUACCUGGAGCGCUCCCCGGCCUGGUGGUACCCCUACACCCUGACCCCUGCCAGCGGCCACCUCCCGCGACCUGAAGCAUCGGAGAAGGCCCUCCUGCGAGACUCCUCCCCUGCUUCGGGCACAGACCGUGACUCCCCCGAGCCACUGCUCAAGGCCGACCCCGACCACAAGGAGCUGGACUCCAAGAGCCCGGACGAGAUCAUUCUGGAGGAGAGCGACUCGGAAGAAGGCAAGAAGGAGGGCGAGGCGCCGCCGGGCGCGGCCGGGACGAGCCUAGGGGCGGCGGCGGCGACGCCGGGAGCCGAGGACUGGAAGAAGGGCGCCGAAAGCCCGGAGAAGAAGCCCGCGUGCCGCAAGAAGAAGACGCGCACGGUCUUCUCGCGCAGCCAGGUCUUCCAGCUCGAGUCCACCUUCGACAUGAAGCGCUACUUGAGCAGCUCAGAGCGCGCUGGUCUGGCCGCGUCGCUGCAUCUCACCGAGACGCAGGUCAAGAUCUGGUUCCAGAACCGCCGCAACAAGUGGAAGCGGCAGCUGGCGGCGGAGCUGGAGGCGGCCAACCUGAGCCACGCGGCGGCGCAGCGCAUCGUGCGGGUGCCCAUCCUCUACCACGAGAACUCUGCGGCCGAGGGCGCGGCGGCCGCGGCCGCGGGGGCCCCGGUGCCCGUCAGCCAGCCUCUGCUCACCUUCCCGCACCCCGUCUACUACUCGCACCCAGUGGUCUCGUCUGUGCCGCUGCUACGGCCCGUCUGAGGCCCGAGAGGGGUGGAGAAGGGAGCGCCCGGCCCCCUUCCCGACCCUGGAGGAGACUGGGCCGGGCCGAGGGCGCCAAGAUGUCCAGCGGCCUUCGGGAACCAGGGCUUUGGCGCGCUGCCCCGGCCUCCCCUCUCCCAAAUGGUAGCGUUUUGUAAGUAUCUGCAAUGCAUUUUCGUGCAAUUCACCCAUAAUGGAUUUGAGGCGCUUCCCCUCUUACUUUUGGUUUUGGUUUAUAUUAAGAGAGAGCAGAAAAAAGAUAAAAUUCCCGGGUCAAAUAUUUCAGCCGAAAGCUUUUGUAAUAUGAGGAACCCUUCCCCAAUAUUUACGUUGCGCUGUGGCUUUUUGGUUUUGUUUUUAUAGAAGGAAAAUAAGGGCAAAAACCUGAACCCCUCUAGCUUAUUCAGUUUCUAUAGAACUAUUUUCAGAAGGGGGGGGGAGAGAGAGAGAGAGAGAGAGAGAGAGAGAAUUUACUCACACUGUAGUGCUUUUAUUUCUGUGGUUCUUCCUCUCCACCCUCAAUGGGUUAUUCUCCCCAAUUUUCAGAAUCUGAGCAGUCUCUCAUGAGAACCCCAGCUCAGGCUGCAUUUCUCUCUGGCAAGGUCUGUGGCAGUUGACCUCUUCAUCUGUCCUGCUUUGUGAUGGAAAAAUUCUCUAAUUAAGUGCUUAAAGGGAAAAGACAAGACAGCCAAAAAUCAGACUUCUGAUUACUGAAACAGUUCCACAUCUGGCCCAGCGUGAGUGGUCCUAUUUAUUAGUAGCCUUUUGGAAAUUUCACUUGUUGGUAAAUUAUUAUUAAUAAUAUUUCUAUUAUUCUUCAUUCCCUGUUUUGAGAGAGUGAUUUCAAUAUUUAAAAACACCCUGUACCUUUUAUUCCCUACCUUUUUGUUCUGCAGUAACGGUUGUACUUCUGACCUGUGCAAUAUUCUACAAAAUUUCCCGAGGGCUCUGCUCUUCCUCCACGGAGAGAAGCAGACGUUUUCACUGUAUAAUCCCAGUCAUUCGUUUAGGAAGGGAGAAUCAAGAAGGAGAAAGGGGGGAAGGAAGGAAACAAGGAUAGGCAGCAAUGCUCAAAGGAGUAAGAUAGGAUGCUGGAGCGCUUUAAGUGAAGGACAAUCAAUUUAGGAGAAUUUUAACUUAUUUGAUAAAUGUACAGAUUUCUUGUAAAAUUCACCCUCAAUUCUGUAGGGCUUCCUUGCUCUGCCAUCCAAUGUGUUUUCUUUCUGUGAGCUACACCUGUUGUUCUGCGAUAGUUUGUCCCCCCUACCCCCACCCAUCUCCCCACCUCUGCCCCAGUUCAGUCCCUUUUUAAAAAAAGAAAAACAGAAACAAAAUAUUGUUACACUAAAUGUUGUCGUGAAAUUGAAUUAAUUAAAAAGAAAAGCGAAGCGUUUCGUGUUGCCAGCGUGUGUAACUUUGGACGGUUUCCCCCAGAGCAGGUGUCUGGGAGACUCUUUCCUGCCUGGCUCUGGCUGCCUCUGCGCUCGCGGAGUCCGACCUAGACGCACACAUCCCUAUAAUCUAGGAGGCGGCGGAGACAGAGGCGGCUUUGUUCGCAACCAGGGCCGGUCUCUCCCCUGUAUCUUACCGGGCUUGAAAGGCCCUGCGAGCAGGGAAGAAUGCGGGGCGGAAGGGGCGAGGACCUGGGCUUAUCUAGUUUGCGAAAUUGAGCCAAGCGGCAGCCACGAGCUCAGAGACAGCUGGUAUUUCCGAACUGAGGGCUGCAGCCUCGCAUUCCGUUCCCAGACCACAGUUCCUUCGGGAGCCGCGAGCUUCCGGGACGGACAUCCCUGGGCACUCGGCAGCGGGCCUGAAGCGUGGCUGGCUCCGCGGGUAGUGGGGAGGUAAGAAGAGAGUGAACUUAGAGUUGAGAUGAGGCCACAGGCGGAUCGCGAAGUGCAGCUGGGAGAGCCCUGGCGGUGCGAGGGCAGCCCGGGAAAGCCAACCAGUCCUAGGGACCGCGGCUCCCAGAUCCGGGACACAGCGGCCUCCGCAGGCCUUGAGGAACUGUGGGGAAGCUCGGGGGUGGGUGCAGUCCUGGUGUGUCCAGUGCCAGGGAACAGAGACCACCCGACUGUGGCUGCGACGACCGAAAGGAUCUUGCCUCUUAACAGCGGGGCCCUUUACUGCGCACCGGCGCCCAACACAUCAAGGGCAGCCUUUCUAGGUUUCCUGCCGCCGCCUGGAAGCGCAACGCUAGAUGUUCCCACGCGCCUGCGGCGCGCCAGGCCACCGCGCUGGUGGUGGUGGGCCAUCUGCCGAGGCGCGGCGCACGGGGAGCGGCUGGGGAGCGCGGGUCCGCCCGGCGGAAGCAGGUGCUUAGGCGCCCCUCGCCAUCCCCGCGGCUCCCUGCCUUAGAGCAUGGGGUCUGCAAGCCCAACUCCUGACAGGGCGCGGUUUGAAGCUGGGAAGCCAGAAGGGGGAGAUGAGGAACCCGGAGACCGUGAAGACGGCGGAGAGCACACGCAGGGCGCGCCCACUGGGGAGCGCCUCCACGCGCUUCCAGUCCCUCUCCUAGUGCUUUGCUAGGUUUCUUAAACCCAAUCGACGCAAUUGAUUCUACUAUGGCCGAAACGUCCACUAUCGUUUUCUAUUGAUAGGAAACUGCCCCAAAUAAACUGGCAUGAGUA